Porites evermanni is the source of this 5131-nucleotide messenger RNA. Lineage: Eukaryota; Metazoa; Cnidaria; Anthozoa; Scleractinia; Poritidae. The record is from the annotation of a GenBank genome assembly.
AUGGAGUCGGUUCGAAGAAGUCGCCAGACGAAUAUCCUCGAAAAACCACUUAGCAAAGGAAGAAAUGAGGUAAUUGAUUCAGUUGAAAGUUGGUGUGGAUCAUUUGAAAUGACUUAAUGACUCAAAUAUUGUGUCGAUGGUUUUUUUUAGAUCAAUGUAAGCACUUUCGGUUUGCUGUUUUCUGAGAUGAUUCAGUAUUGUCAGAACAGAGUUCACACGGUCCCAGAGCUUCAAACAAAGUAAGUUUCAAAUGUAAAAGUAGUUACAAAAGCAUUUAUUCUCUUGAAAUUGAAAUGAGACUUUGUUGUGCUUUGUUUUGUUCUAGUCAGGGACAUGGGAGGUCAGGUGGGUGAGGGAAGAAAACGAUUUGGUGGGGGGGGGGGGGGGGUACAACCAAGGGGGGGGGCCUUUUUUUGUAUUUUACCAAAUGGGCAGCAUUUUUAUAAAAUAUUUUUGUUUGUGUAAAAGGGGAAACAAAAAAAAAAAUUGAAAAAAGGGUUUUGGGUCCAAAAUAAGUUAGGGGGGAGUUUUUUAGAAGAAAAAACAAGCAAGGUGGGUUUUCUUAUUUUGUAAUUUACCAAAUGGGCAGCAUUUUUAUAAACUAAUUUUGUUUGUGUAAAAGGGGAAACUACAAAUAAAAUUUGAAAAAGGGUUCUGGGAUCCAAAUAAGUUAGAGGGAUGUUUAUCAGCAGGAAAAAAAACACUGAAGCUUAAAUUCCACGGCCAUUUGACUCUGCAGUGAAGACCAAUAUUCAUCCAUCUCCAACUUAACAAAGCCUGCUUUAGUGAAUGAGUGAGAAUGGAACACGGCCAGGAGAUAUGAAGGCUUACUAGUUACCCCCUUGCCAAAAAAUGCUCUUUGUUAGUGCUAUAGUGUCUUCUUGAUUGAACACGGCAAGCUGCACCCGAUAAAUGCUGGUCUAAACAAGGGAGUGUCACCCAUAAGUAAGCCCCUCAGAGAUUUGCUUUUGGUAAAAACUUACAUCAUACAAGACACACAGCUGUCAAGAAAGAGGCGUAAAGACCUUCUAAGAUAUAGCAGGCUAGGCUUGAAGGAACAUAUCCUCAAGACCAAUUCCCCAGUCACACCAACUAAACAUAUUCAACUAAAAAGUGACAAACAGUCAUAAAAAACUAAAACACAGGCUUUUGCACUAGACUUGCCAUCAAUAAAAGUGCAGUGAGCAGCCUUUGAAAAGAAAACAAAUUUAAUCCAUGUAUGAUUAAAAAUCUUCUAAACAUGUUAUCCUUUGAAGUGAAUGGGGAUCAAGCUUUGAUAAAUAGAGGUCUUGGACUGAAAAAAUAGAGAAUAUUUAUAGGCUUAUGUACACAUGUAAGACUGACUGAAAAUUUAUGCUGUUAACAGGUUAUCAGAUCUUGGCCAGCAGGUUGGUUCCAGAGUGCUUGAUGUCUUGGUGUUACGAGAAAAAGGAAUGAAGCGGGAAGUGAGAGUACUAAACAUUCUCCUGUUUAUCAAGUCAGUUUUUUGGAAGGUAAGAUUCUUUGAAGAAACAGCCUGUUCACUUUCCUAAAUUUUUUCUUCUACUGUAUAAUAUUGAUCUCUGUAGAGAUACAUGUAACCAUGAAACUUUUUUUGUUGUUAUCAGUGCUCACUGUAACUUCAGUAUUAUAUUAAUUAGAUUUACCCAAGGAUAAAAGUGAGUCUCCCAUUAAUUUACUAUAAAACAAUAAUUAUAAUAAAUAAAUAAAUUUAUUUACUUCAAACAAUAAACUUGUAAGCAUUGCAAAGGAAUUCACUUGGAGUUAUCCUGUGGUGCGGGCGGAUGGAGAUGCAAGUGGACAGUCAGACAACAGAUGGUCAGGCACCUACCAAUAUUUCUCGAAUGGAUAGAUAUCCAAAUUGUCUUAGCUAUAGGGAUCUGCUUAUGGAGCUCGUUAAUUUAAUGGUUGAGUCAUUCUUGCUUCAGAUCAAACAACUCAUUGUACCUCUUUGCCUUUUAAAAGUCCUGACACUUCCACUCUCAAUGCUAGCUUUUUUUCCAGGCUUUUCUUCUUAUUCUGUUUCUUUGUUUAUUUACUUACCAUAAAAUUUUGUUUUUCCUUGCAGUCAUUGUUUGGUAAAGAGGCUGAUAAACUGGAACAAGCCAAUGAUGAUGACAAAACUUGUAUCCUAUGUUUUGAUUAGGAGCAUAAACCUUGUGCAGUUUGCUUUGGCAAUUUAAACCUGUUGCUGUUUUACUGUUCUUGUUGACGUCAGUGUUGUCGUUACUUAAGCUCCCUAAUGAGGAAUGGCUUUAGACUCUGUUGUUCAACUUUUAUCACCAGGUCAUGUGGAGAACAUCAGUGACUGAUAAUUUUAUAUUGAUUCACAGUACUGAUGUUUGUAUUGUUGUAUAUCCCGGCAAGCCCUGGCAAAGAUGGCGAAAUAUUAAAAAGAGGUUACAUAGACUUCUCCUGGGUUUACAAAUCUUUUAUAGUAACUACAAAUUCAUCACAAAAUUUGUCUGGACAUGUAAAUUUUUAUUUUAGAACCAAUGUUAAUUAAUUUUGUUCAUGUAAUGAUCACCACAUUUGAUUAAUAAUUGUUGACUGAUCCUUUCUUUUACCUACUGGUAUUUUAUUUUUAACCCUCGCCUUUAACUUGAACUUCAUGCUAACUUGAACUUAAAUCAAUUUCCCCUGGAUUUCCCUCAUACAUUUACUGUAAUUUUACCCUCAGUAACCCGAACCCUCAAUAACUCAAAGCUCCUGCUAACUUGAAAUAAUAUUUUUGUUUCCCUUCAGAUCUUUUUUAUACAAUAAAUUUUAUCCACCAGCUUCAUUACUCAAACCAUGUUUUUAGUCGAAAAAACGCAGUGAACUGUAGUCUGAAACAUUGAAUUUCUCUCAAAACAACCGUAUUGUUUCAUUACUUUUUCGUCAGUCCAAUUCAGAUACAAUAUUUGGCGCUGUACUGAUUAAUCAAGCUCAAAAUAUCAAUAUCUUAUCUCUUGCUGCCCUUGUAGGGAAGGGUACAUGAUACUUGCAUUCCUCCCCCUUCCUAUUUCUUUACUUCUGGUUAUUUGCUUCAAACUCCCAAUAACUCAAACUGUUUUCGAUUUCCCUUGAAGGUUCAAGUUAUUGCAUGUCAGCUGUAUAAAAAAAUUAUUAUUAGAGAUUGAAGUAGUAUUUUAUGAAUUAGUCCUUGACACAUGUUGUAGAUUAUAUUAUUGAAAAAGAACCACUUGUCAACAAAUUUAUCUCAGUUCCUAAAGACAAAGGUUUGUAUACAUCAAACAAAUUAACUGCAUUCAUGGUGUUACAUAUACUGUGGCUACUUAGCCAAUAAACACAACAUCAAUAUAUUCAAGCUCAUUUGACUUUCCCAGUUNGAAUUAGUCCUUGACACAUGUUGUAGAUUAUAUUAUUGAAAAAGAACCACUUGUCAACAAAUUUAUCUCAGUUCCUAAAGACAAAGGUUUGUAUACAUCAAACAAAUUAACUGCAUUCAUGGUGUUACAUAUACUGUGGCUACUUAGCCAAUAAACACAACAUCAAUAUAUUCAAGCUCAUUUGACUUUCCCAGUUAGCUCUUAACAAUGGCGACUCUUACAAUACAAUGAAUAGACUGAGAUAACAUAAAACAUCAGAAAAUAAGUAAUCAUGCGGAGACAUUCAAACAAUAAGAGGAAUAGGAAAACUUCUUGGCACACAUUCACUCUCACAUCCAACCAUUUUGAUCAGCACACAUGACCAAAGCUUCCUUUUUUUCUGCAAGUAUUAUUUUACAAUAAUAAUAUUAUUAAUAAAAUGCUAAUGAAACUGUUUUGAAUUUAGUGCUUUAAUGAAAAAAAAAACAGUGUUUGUCCCAAUGUGUUUCCCCUCAAAUGUAUCAUGAAAGGAUAUUAUUUCUUCUUUGCUGCAGGUAUUCUAAUUUUUAUUUAACUUGUCAUUUUGUCCCUGAACAGGAAGUCUAAACUGUGCCUCAUUUGUUGCUGGAAUUGUGGAAGCCGUGUUACAUGGAUGUAACUUUGUAAGUAUUAGAGUGAGUUCCAUAUAUCAUGUUCCAGUUGUUUGAAAGCUGGAUACCAUUAAAUUUUUAUCGGAUCCACCAAAUAAAUUAUUAUCAUUGUUAUUCAUUGAAAAUAUUUACAGAAAGCUAGUUAUAAGAAAUUAAAACAACGUCAUUUGGUAUUCAUAUGUCUUUGUCUGUCAUUCAUAAAACAACAGCUAAAACAAUGGCUACUAAGUUGACCAAUCAGAGCUCGAUCCCAACCAAAUUACAGACAGAUUUUAUGUCUUCAGUAUAGAAUUUUGUUGCUGAGGCUCAGACGUCCUCUCUAGCAAAACGUCCUGAGUAGCAAGGAGAAAGGAGAAACAGCUACUUCUGCAGGCUAAGCCUAAUUUUGGAAUCACUAUGGGGUCUUUUGCUAAGUAACAAAUUUGGUCUGUGACUUCAGGCUCAAUAUUAAGUUGCAAUAUUAAAUAAAGUAGGUGUCAAUUUGUUGCACUGAAAUGUUUGAACUAAGUGAUGUAGAGAUGCAAUAUGUCUAUAUUAGUUUUCUUUCAAAAGUAUAGAGCUAAUGUGAUAACCAGUGCAAGAAAAUCAUGAUAAAAUCUCCAUUAAAUUGUGAAAAAUCCCCUAAUGCCAAGAAGCCUUUGAAGAACCUAAAAUUGAAAAACAAAGUUUGAAGUGAUAAAUGAUUAUGAUACAGUGGAUGGUGUUGACGGACAACAAUAAAUUUUCUGUAUUAUCAAUAAAAGUAAUAUUAAUUUUUCUUUUUGGUUGUAGCCUGCAAAGGUCACAGCUCAUUGGCACAAAGGAACAACUCUUAUGAUAAAGUUUGAAGAGUCUGUUAUUAUAAGAGAUAAAUCAUUGGAUGCAAGAUAAUAAGUUUCACUGUAUACUGUGCAGGAAUGUGGCAAACUUGUAAAUAAUUUGGACAAACACAAUUUAUACUAAGUGGAACAGAGAUAUAGAGACUUGUAUUGUAUGGUAUGUACCUUUUAGGAAAUCUAUGCAGAACUCUCUCAAAAUGCUUUAUGUGACAUAGUUGGCAGGCUUAGAUAGAGAGGUUCAGAGAUGUCAUUAUCAUCAUCUUCAUCAUCAUUAAAAAAUGUUCUUUUAAGAGAUGUACAGCAUUUGAUUAUUGUUAAAAGUCGCAGGGCAAAAAAAUGGGCCUAAAAAUUA